UACAAAUAAAAGGGGUGGGCGUGGCUUUGUGAUCUCUCGCGUGGACGAAAAUUGGAGGGGGAAAGAUUGUUUGCUCGCUCUUGCUAUAGCUAUUGCUGUAACGACGCCUGACAUGGCAGUUGUUCUCUCCCUUAACACCCAUAAACCCUUCCCUGUCCUCCUCCCUCUCUCAUCUCUUAAUUAUCGUUCUGGCCCUAUUCGUAAACGCAAUUCCAUUUAUUUCGCUCCCAUCAGGAUCCCAGGCCACCGACACCCAUUCCUUAACAAUUUAUCGAACAAAGAAGACUCAAACCCAGAAAAUGCGCAAGAAGAAGUUGCAGACCACGAAGUGAACGAUUUAGGGGUUAAAGCUGCUCUUUCUAUGCUCAAAUUUUACAAAACAGGGGAAAUCUCGCCGUUGUUGCCCCGCAGUUGUCGUUAUGUUCCAACUUGUAGUGAGUACUCCAUGGAAGCUUACAAAAAGUAUGGAGUCGUUAAGGGCACUGUCUUGACCGCUUGGCGUCUAUGUCGUUGCAAUCCCCUUGGUGGGUCUGGAUUUGAUCCUCCUCGGUGGUUUGACGAGAGAAGUCUCCCUGAAGAAUGAGGCAUCUUAAUCUGCUUGCCGCUAAUUCAACAGUACUUUGUUUUUUUGAGGAUAAGGCUUCAACUUCAUCAGUGCCAGCAUUUUUUUCUACAGUUGCACAACGGAUUGAUGUGCGUACGAACUGCGCACUUACAAACUGAUGUGGGAAUUUUUUAUCUUCUAACAUCGUCUGUCUGUGCAUAGAAAUAAGAAUGAUUUUUCUAUUAACAUUCUUGUCGCUCAUUGAUAUAUCCUAGUGACUAGGGAGAUGCAAUGAUGCAUUAGCUUGCUAAAAUGGUGUUUUAUUCGUUUUAUGGGACAAAUUUUCUAUACUGAUUGCUUAUCUUUCUUUGGUUUUGUUCUUCAGCCGUGUUCCAUUACCGUCUUUGAAAUUCAGUUGGGGAGCUUGAGAAAGAACAGAUCUAUAACGAACACUCAUGUUUUCAUCAUUUUUGGACCGUUAACAUUGUUCUAGAUUUAUGUUCUGAGAUGUCUUGGCUGUACAACUAAUUAUCUAUAGGUCUGUAUGAAGUUCAAAUUUAGCUUUAAUGUUGUUAGA
Messenger RNA from Carya illinoinensis, 1121 nucleotides. Its product is annotated as UPF0161 protein At3g09310. The transcript has 3 exons. The coding region runs from base 113 to 583 and encodes 156 amino acids. The record is from RefSeq and is a predicted model, not a curated record. Lineage: Eukaryota; Viridiplantae; Streptophyta; Magnoliopsida; Fagales; Juglandaceae.